Dermacentor silvarum is the source of this 452-nucleotide messenger RNA. Its product is annotated as evasin-1-like. Gene Ontology annotation, biological process: negative regulation of chemokine activity. Gene Ontology annotation, molecular function: C-C chemokine binding. The transcript is spliced from 7 exons. The coding region runs from base 1 to 432 and encodes 143 amino acids. The record is from RefSeq and is a predicted model, not a curated record. NCBI's taxonomy places the organism in Eukaryota, Metazoa, Arthropoda, Arachnida, Ixodida, Ixodidae.
AUGGACGCGCACAAUAUGAAGCCAUUUACAAGUUUUAUUAGGACCAUGAACGCCUUUAUCUACGCCACAGCGAUAUGUUUUGUACUUCUGGCGGCUUGCGAACCACACCAUGGAGCCUUCUCAAACGAAGCGCAUGACGAAAGCUCCUCGAGUGAUGAGGGUGAUGAUUACAGUGGCGGAUGUCCAUUUUAUGUUGCUGAGAACAAGACUGGAUUUGGGACGCCUGUUCAAUGUGAGCAUGAAUGCCAGAAUACUACCGAGACUCUAGAAAACAACACACGCUGCUAUGAUAUUGGCGAUGAUGUACUCUUUAGGAUGACGCCAGACCUUCCAUACGCAUGCCCAAUUGGAACCUGCAACAAGGGGAUUUGCGUGCGAAACGGUAAAAACGAGACGUGCUAUAGGAGAAAUCGCCAAAAUCAUCAUGAAUAAAGUUUCCUUUGUAAAGAGUA